Cataglyphis hispanica is the source of this 3093-nucleotide messenger RNA. RefSeq names its product thioredoxin domain-containing protein 11. Bases 291 to 3086 code for a protein of 931 amino acids. The transcript has 11 exons. NCBI's taxonomy places the organism in Eukaryota, Metazoa, Arthropoda, Insecta, Hymenoptera, Formicidae. The record is from RefSeq and is a predicted model, not a curated record.
UCUGUUUAAUAUAUUAUUUAUUAAGUUGAUUAGAAAAGUCGCUGAAUAAUCGGAUUUAGCAGUCUAAAACAAAUUAUGAUAAAUGAAAUACGUCAUCAAAAUAUCUGCGUUUUUCAUAUUUGGCUUCGGAGAAAUUAAUUUCUCUUAUUGUCGGUGCCAAUAAAAUCAAAUAAGAAGUGGCAAAUGGCAAUGUGCGUUUCUUGAAGAGGAUGGCAAUUUAAUAAAGAAGAGAAAUAAUAUCUUAUGCGAAGAAGAAGCGACAAAACCUCGGACUUUAGCGAUAAAAAUGUAUGCGAAUGCCUUGUGAACGCCGUGGUGAACAGGCGAUGGAUGAACGGACGUCGAGCGAAGAACGUGAGACAACCCUGUCAAGAAAUGUCGAUAAUCCGUCACACCGGAUUUCGUCAACAUCCACGUCUGAAUCAACAAAUAACGACGUGGCCAAGGAGAAACUGGCAAUAGAGGAGCGACUAGCUGCCAAAAUGUUUUCCUACGAAAUUAUCUGUUUUUUCCUCGCGAUUACUUUUACUGCUAUGGCAGCUCUACACAGCACACCUCCUAAAGUUUCUAAACCUCCUAUAGCAAAGCCUUUCUUUGAUCAGAAUUCCAUAGUAUUGGAUUUCUAUAAGGGUCAUUUAGAUGCUAUGAUCGAAAGGAUAACGCAGGCAGAUUUUAGUUUUGUUAUGUAUUAUGCUCCUUGGGACGCAGAAAGCCAAGCUCUACGUAAUGAGUUUGAAAGUGUUGCUCAAUUUUAUCAUCCACAGAUAUUCUUUGCAGCCAUUAAUUGUUGGCAUCCUGAUUCAGAAUGCAGAAUGCAAUAUAAUAAAAUUCAUGGUUAUCCAGUGCUGAUGCUAUAUCCAGCCAGAGAAUCUGGUAUCAAUUAUAGAGGCAUUCGCACAGCACCAUACAUGAUCCAUUUCCUAGAUGCGCUUAUGAAUCCCAUUGUCAGAAUAACACACAAAGAACAAUUAACAGAAUUAUUGAUUGCCAAUGAUGCAGUAGUCAUAGGAUACUUUAAUUUUACAAGGUUGGAUAAAACUCCUGGGUAUCGAGAGUUUUACAAGGCUGCAAUACGAUCAUUGGAAAGAGAUCCUAAUAGAGAACUGGCAUUUGCUAUAGUAACUAGUGCAUCAUCUAGUAAAUUACAUUUUGGAGUCUACAAGUUUCCAUCAGCAAAUUUAGUCAUGUGGAAUGAAUCUUUAAGUUAUCCAGAAAACAAUGAAUGGACAGCCGAGAAUAUCCUCAAUUGGAUUAGCAGUUCUAUUCAUCAACCAUCUCUCUGGCUACAACCCCCUGGUGUCAAAGCUCUCACUUUUGCACCUUAUCUACGUGAAGGACCAGUCUUAUUUCUUUUCACACCACGGAAUCCACUUCAUACAGAAAAUUACAUUUACAACUUGAUAAGAGAACUCGGCUUACAAUAUUAUAACUGUGCAGAUAAUAUGCUAGUAAAAGAUAUAAUCACUCGUCUGGAAAAUAAACGAAGUACAGCGAUGAUUCGUCAUUUGUCUAGAAAUCAAGAAUGUGCUCAUCUUCUGAACAAGACUAAAAUCUAUACAGAGCAAAUAAAGGAAUCCAUUACUACUAUAUCAAUUCAGCAAUGGAUUAAUAACAGCUGCUGUGCAAAUGUGGCAAUGAAUAAAUGUUCCUUAUGCAAGACAAAGGCGACAAAUCUAUUAGAAAAAGAGAUCUACAGAAUUAAAAAAUUUGGUGAUGUUUGCAAAGAUACUGAUGUAUUCACAUCUCCUAAUAUGAUUCGACAAUAUGAGGAGCAGAUAAACAAUUAUAACAAGAACUACAUGAUGAUGAAAUUACAGGAAAAGUCAAAAUCAAAAAGGCUACAUACAGAUACAAAAUAUAAAACAUCAUUAUUAAGGGAAGAAAAUGAUUCACGAUCUGCGAACACUGUAAAAAGAAAUUUUUUAAAAGAAAGUUGCAAAAAAUGGUUGGCUGGAAAUGAUUAUUAUCCAUCAUUAUUUCCGCAAGAUUCUUCAAAGAAAUUUAAUAUCAGCUUGAAAGAAUUGGUUUGCAAAACCAACAAGACACUAGCUUUAAUAGCUAUUGACAGUUUGCAUUAUUACCAUUUUGCAGAACAUCUUGGGAUUGAUAUUUCAAAGCGAAAAAAUAAAAGUACUGUUGUAAUCUUGGAUGCCGCAUUAGAAAGUCAGUACAUCAUGCAUCAUGAUUUCAGUGAAUACACUCUUAUUAAUUUCAUAAACAAUUAUACACAAGGUUUGCUAGGGCGAACAUUACGUUCAAACAAUCUACAACACCAUAAAGUGCAAAAAUUGCAUAAUGAGAAAAAUAAUAUAGAUAAUAAUAUAGAUUCUUAUUCAAAAAUUCGUAUACCAGAAUUAACAACAAAAACAUUUUUGGAUACAAUUUUAGAUCCAUCUAAGGAUGUCAUUGUAAUGUACUACUCUCCUUACUGUGGAUUUUGUAGUGCUAUAUCAUAUGUAUAUUUAACAGUGGCAUAUUACUUAUCCAAUAUGGAUCAUCUAAUUUUUGUAAAGAUUGAUGGAGACAAUAAUGAUUUACCAUGGGAAUACAGCAUGAAUCGCUUUCCAUCUAUUUUAUUUUUUCCUGCGAAGAGGAAAGAGGACAGCACUGUAUUUCCAUUUUCUGUUCCUAUUACUAUCCCAAAUUUGUUAAACUUUGUGCUAGCGAACUUAAAUGGUGAUUCCCACAUUGAAGCUUUGAUCAAUGUUUGUCAAGCAGGAACUGGCGAGGCGCCAGAUAAAUGUAUCACUAGAAUACGAUGGCUGUGCUUAGAUAUUAUCGAGCAACUUUUGCGAGAUUAUAGAAAGCUAAGACGGCAUUUAAACUUUUUAGAUAAAAAAAUUGCACGCAAUAAACGUAAAAUCAUUCUUUUUAAAUUAGAGCAUAUUAAGGAUAUUCAUUUAAUUUUGGGUUCUACCAUUGAUUUUGAUAGAAAGAAAGCACAAUUGAUUAAGAGAAAGUUUCACAAAUACUAUAAAGUUAUUAGAUUGCUAGAAACUGAUAACAAGGUAGAAAGGCGGCAUUUAAAUAAAUCUAAAAAUGCCGUAUCAACUGCUAAACGAGAGUUGAUAAGAAGUGAAUUGUGAUAUAGAU